GGAUUACUGUGCUGUCUGCCUCUUUCUCAUGUCUCAAUCCAGUUGUGUUUUUGAUGCCAGAACCCUUCAGGUUAUCUUAGUCAGUCCAAAGACAAUGAUGAGACAUGUGAUGCCUAAUAAGACACUACUCAUAUAAACGCUCACAAUGUCUGCCAAUUUGUAUCAGUACAUCAUCUUAAUAAUAUGUAGAGUCACUGCAGUGUUCACAGCAAUCAGACUCUUGGUUUGUGUUACUGUAGUUACUAGUCAGAGUACAGAAUCUGCAACAUGUCAGUGCAGCACAGGUAGCCUCAUAAAAAUGCCUCUACAGGCAGACCGGUUUGACUUUCCUUAAACAACUGGGCUGAUUGCAGAUUAUGUGGGCCUCAGUGAAACUAAAUAUUGGCUUUGGCAACUUUCAAUUGCAGUAUCUUUUCCUCAUCUCACCCUGACUUUCGUCUUGUACACACAUCUGUGGGUCAUAGAAGAGUGUGAUCCUGUGUUGGAAUGAUUCACAUCUGCGAUGACGUCGUGCUUGUGGAAAGUGUGGAUAAGGAUGUGUGUGUGAACAUAGACAGAUUGGGGCCAGUCAUGGAGCCUGAGCUGAACUGCAGCUCCCAUUGUAAAUCCCCACUUUGCUUCAUCCACUCUGGAGUCCACAGGCAGGAGGGCCUCGACAUUUUGCAGAGACUAUGUAGUCUCACCGUGAUGGCAGUGGAGCUCCCAAGGCGGCCCCUCUCCCCAGUGCUAAGUGCUGUUGUGUGGACGCUGCUCUCCUGUGGCAUCCUGCUGGCUUUCUGCUUCCUCCUCUUUACCUUGCGCUUCAAAAACAACAGGAUAGUGAAGAUGUCUAGUCCCAAUUUGAAUGUCCUGACUCUCUUUGGAAGUGUCCUCACCUAUAGCAGUGGCUUCCUAUUUGCAGUCGAUGAACGAGCACACUCACAUGGUGGACCAUCUACAGCUGUGCUACAAGCCCGCAUGUGGACUCUUUGUGUCGGCAGUACGCUAGUGUUUGGCCCAAUUUUGGGGAAGACAUGGAGACUAUACAGAGUGUUCAUGCAGCGAGUGCCUGACAAGAGAGUGAUCAUCCGAGACAUCCAGCUGAUGUGCAUGGUGGCUCUGUUGAUCCUGGUGGACAUGCUGGUUCUCACUGCGUGGAACCUCACAGAUCCCAUCAGGUGUUCACAGUCUGUUGGGGCUGUUGUCAAGGUGGUGGAGAGAGACAUCUCGUACUCUUUGUCUCAGCUGGACUCCUGUUCCUCUGUAUACUUUGAUCUAUGGGUUAUCAUUAUUGCUGUUCAGAAGGGUUGUCUACUUCUCUAUGGCAUUUAUCUUGCUGGACUAACCAGCAAUGUCAGCCACCCUCCCGUCAACCAGUCCCCCACCAUCAUAACCGCUGUCACGUUGGUCACCCUCUCUUCGGCUGUAGCUGUCCCUGUGUCCGUCUUCCUGCAGGCCUGGCCCAACCUAGUCUACAGCACUGUGGCUGGAGCCAUCUUCAUCUGCACACUGGCUACUAACUGCAUGCUAUUUGUGCCUCAGCUCACCCAGUGGCGGCAAUUUGAAGAGGAACAGAACAACCUAAGUCAGAUGGCAAAGUAUUUCAGCAGCCCCAGUAAGAGCCAGCCAUCUGUGUACAGCCAGGAUGAGAUCUACUGCCUGGUGGGGGAGAACAACUCCAUGAAAAAGCUCCUUAAUGAGAAGAAUGCUGUGAUUGACAGUCUCCAGGAGCAGGUAAACAACGCCAAGGAUAAACUCCUCCGACUCAUGUCUGCCAGCCAGCCGCCCGAGGACCCAGAUAUAGACUCCUCUGCCACCAACCUCAACUCCUCCUCCACUCAGACCACUGAGGUGCAGUCUGAUGCACCCUGUUCUUCUUCUCUUCCUCAGAGAGACACUAAAUGUGAACUCUCAACCCCUCAUCUCACUGUUGCUGCUGUUACAUUGUCUGAGUAUCCCACUGCUCCGAACUCCUCAGAUCUCAUUACCGCUUCUUCUCUCCCUCAUGAUAUGUAUCUGGGUGAAAACCAGAGCAGUUCUGUCCCCGGUCCUAUAGACAGAGACACAGCUGAGUCCAGAAAGAGGGAGGAUCUCAAACAACCCACAUCCUUCCCAUCCUGUGAAUUACACGGGACAAUAAAGGAGACAGUUAAGUUUGCCACCUCUCUACAAUGCCCUAGGGGGUUAAACUCCUUUCAGGUUGAACCUUGUGGCAAACACAGUGAUCUACCAUCUUAUCUGGGACGAAAUACCAGACUGACUGGUUUUGUUAGCAGUGAACAGUUGCAGGAAAUCCUUCACGAGCUGAGUGUGGAUGCUGUCAUGGAAUCCACAGCCAGGGUGCCCUCUGAGCUAAAAUUUACAGAAACCUCCACACACUCUCCUUUCUCCCUGAGGACCCCACGCUCCCCUCAUCCACCUCCUGUACAUCCCUGCAUCUCCCCCUAUACAAUGAGAAAACGUCGGCCACCUUUCCGCUCAUCCGGAAGAGGUUUGACCCUUCCUUGCUUCUACAGAGGUUGUGGCAAGAAAAGGGAAAUCAAAUGCCAACACCCAGGCAAAUAUCCUGAUGGUGUCACUGUAGAUGUUACUCUCCUCCAGGUUAACAACCGCAAGCUUGAGCUGGAGGGGGAGCAGGAUGAGGAAGCAGAGGGGCAUGGUGUGAUAAGACAGUGUGUUUCAAAAUGUCACAGAUGUGCAGUCUUGCACUGUGCAGAACACGAUCACGCAGUUCCACCUGAUGUGGAAGCAGGCAGUGAUGAUGAGCAGCACCAUAGACACAUUCGAAACUCCUGUGGGUACUGGGACUCAGAUUCUAGCAGCUCAACAGAUUAUUGCUACUACCACCGUCCUUACUGUGCCUCCUGCGGGCAGCAGGACUCACUCUUGUCCUCAGGCAGCUCGUCAGACUCUUCUGACAGCGAGUACGAAGGCUACGCCAGCCUUUAUCGCACCCCACACCCUGUGGUAUUCAAAGAAGACCUCAAACCCACCUUUGUAUGAGCAUAGGUUUGCUGCACUUUACAGGUUAAUCCAUUUCCACCACUUGAAUUCAUGAAGAAAAUUAGCUAUAAGGAUAAACAAGGUUCAGUGUGCAAAAGCUAAUGUGCAUUUAUAAUGGGAGAUCAUUUGACUGCAGCUUUCAGUAGGAAUGUAUUUAGUAUUCUGUAUGAAGAGAAGGUUGAUGUUCUUGAAUCUUGCUUUGUGGACACAGUGGCUCUUUUACACGACAGAUUUGUGAAAGCAUUUGCAGCUCAAAACCAGACAGUACUGUUUUUUUUAAAUACCUUAUGGCCUUAUUUGUAUAUGUCUACAGCUAGGUGAAAACCAUUACAUUCAAAGACUGUCUGACAUUUAGCCUAACUAAUAAAAAAGUAAGCAAAAUUAAAGGGUUUUAUAGAACGGUUGAAAUGAGCACUAUAUUAGCAAUUAUGCUAAUGCAUUAUUUAUUUGAAUAUUUAUUAGUAGAUGUUUUGGUGUAAAGAAUUGCAUGCAUUUUGUUUGAGCUUUGCUUUAAUUGUCAAAUGUCCUACACUGUCUAUACAAUGCUCUACAUUUAUCACAUACUUUCCAUCUAUAGAUAGUUUAUGAGAAACUGCACCCUGAAAAAAGGUCACUGCUAUCACUUUCUCAGUAUUGUUGCCCUGAUUCAUUCAGAGUAUUUAAUGUGUAAAGGUCACAGUUAUCUCAAGUGUGUGUCUCGUGUGUGAAGGAAAGCAAGUGCCCUGCUGCCCUUUGACCCUCAGGUUCACUACUUCAUGUUCAUUCUGGAUCUUUUCUUGUUUUAUACAGUAAAGCUCCACUACAGUAUGGGCAGCCAAACACAAAGGUUAUAAGCCACUGUCUCAUUGCAGGCCUGGAUUAACAUGCAAAUGGGCCACAGCAGCAAAAAUGAGACCCUGUUUAACCCCCACUCUCUCACAUCCCCCCACACAAUUUUACCCAGAAACCCACAAACCAACUAAUAUGUCUAUGCUGAAAUGCUACAGAGUAGAUUCAGAGUUUUUUUAAUGAAA
This is a messenger RNA of Monopterus albus (swamp eel), 3995 nucleotides long. RefSeq names its product G protein-coupled receptor 156 (gene gpr156). Lineage: Eukaryota; Metazoa; Chordata; Actinopteri; Synbranchiformes; Synbranchidae. Gene Ontology annotation, biological process: G protein-coupled receptor signaling pathway; gamma-aminobutyric acid signaling pathway. Gene Ontology annotation, molecular function: G protein-coupled GABA receptor activity. The record is from RefSeq and is a predicted model, not a curated record. Gene Ontology annotation, cellular component: G protein-coupled receptor heterodimeric complex; membrane. The transcript is spliced from 10 exons. The coding region runs from base 487 to 2982 and encodes 831 amino acids.